AUGGAUGCACUGCAGAAAAAGUCAAUCAUAUCAUCGCGGGGGUUCACUUACACUUACUACGUAUCCAAUCCUGCUGAGGCCACCAAGACCACGCCACCCCUGUUUCUCCAACAUGGCUUUCCGGACGACUCGCAUCUAUGGCAAGACGUCGUAGCAAAGCUCCCGGGUUACCGCGUCAUUGUGCCUGAUAUGCUCGGGUAUGCCGGCAGCUCAAAGCCGACGGAUCCGUCUGCUUAUGAGUAUUCUGCUCACACCAAGGAUCUCACCGAGAUCUUGGAUGCCGAGAGUGUCGACAAAGUCAUAUCAGUCGGCCACGAUUGGGGCUCUAUCAUCGCCCAGCGUCUCUACCUGCACCACCCCGAACGGGUCGCCGGAGUGGUAUUGCUGAAUGUGGCAUACACGUUGCCCUCACAAAAACCAUUCGACUUGCCAGCCACGAAUGCCUACCUUGAGAAGGUAUACGGGUAUCCUCUGCUAGCUUACCAGGAGUUCAUCAUCAGCGAUGAGGGCCCCGCCAUCUUGAAAGCGCACGCAGACCGCGUCUUCGAUGGGAUGCACGGCGCGCCGCGAAAUUGGAUGCGUGACCUUCUAUGCCAGCGAGGCAGCUUCAAAAAGUGGCUAUUGAACGAGGACGGGGACUGGAAUGUCGAGCCUCGUGAUUACGCCAAGAACCCAGAGCUGCGGAAAAAGUAUAUUGAAAGAUUUCAACGGGACGGCUUCGAGGGUCCCGCAUGCUACUACAAAUCAACCGCAAAUAACGUGCAACACAAAGUUGAGAAGACCAUCCCUGAGGAAAGACAAAUUAUCAAGGUUCCGGUCCUCUACAUCGGUUGCUUGCAAGAUGCGGUCUGUCGCCCCGAGGCUUUAAUACCUGCUAAGCAGGGUGGUUUCCUGCCCGAUUUGGAGGAGACCACGCUUGACUGUGCACAUUGGAGCCCGCUGGAGGCACCAGGUCCAGUUGCAAGUGCUAUCGACAACUUCCUCACGAAGAAAUUCUCGACUUGA
Messenger RNA from Truncatella angustata, 1005 nucleotides. Its product is annotated as epoxide hydrolase. The coding region runs from base 1 to 1005 and encodes 334 amino acids. The record is from RefSeq and is a predicted model, not a curated record. The transcript is spliced from 2 exons. Gene Ontology annotation, molecular function: hydrolase activity. NCBI's taxonomy places the organism in Eukaryota, Fungi, Ascomycota, Sordariomycetes, Amphisphaeriales, Sporocadaceae.